GGAGGAAGAAGACUUGCCCGCUCCCCCCGCCCCCAGGUCAGAGUUGGGAGGGCGCCCAAGAUGGCCGCCUCCAUGGGUGACCUGUUCUGCUUUUGUGCGGAUCCCGCGGGCCCGGCCCGGGCCAGGGUGGAAGUGAGAUUCAUCAGCAGCCUCAAGGGAAAAGGCUUAUUUGCCACCAGGAAUAUCCAUAAAGGGGAAACGAUCUUCGUGGAGAAGCCUGUGGUGUCAUCCCAGUUCCUCUGGAACGCGCUGUACAGAUAUAAAGCCUGCGACCACUGCCUGCGGGCCUUGGAGACGGCAGAAGAGAACGCGCAGAGGCUUCUGGGGAAAAGCUGUCGGAUCCUGCCUCACCCAGAGCAGUGCAGCAUCCGGAAGGAUUUGCAUCAGCACUGCCCCCUUUGCCAGGUUGCGUAUUGCAGUGCUGAAUGCAGGCAAUCUGCCUUUGAACAAUACCACCAGGUGCUGUGCCUGGGCCCCUCCCGAGAGGACCCCAAACAUCCCCUCAACAAACUGCAGGACGCCUGGAGAAACAUCCAUUACCCACCGGAGACUUCCAGCAUCAUGCUGCUGGCGAGGAUGGUAGCCACCGUCAAACAGGCGAAGGACAAGGACUGGUGGAUAAAGCUUUUCUCUCAGUUCUGCAGCAAAACGGCCAACGAAGAAGAGGAGAUCGUCCACAAGCUGCUGGGGGACAAAUUUAAGGGCCAGCUAGAGCUCCUCCGGCGGCUCUUCACGGAAGCCCUUUACGAAGAACAUCUCAGCAGGUGGUUUACUCCAGAAGGGUUCCGAUCGCUGUUUGCCCUGGUUGGGACCAAUGGCCAAGGCAUAGGAACAAGUUCCCUGAGCCAGUGGGUCCAUGCCUGCGAUGCGUUAGAGCUUCCCCCGCACGAGCGAGAGCAGCUAGACGCCUUCAUAGACCAACUCUAUAAGGAUAUCGAGAAAGAGACCGGAGAGUUCUUGAACUGCGAGGGAUCUGGCCUGUACGUGCUCCAGAGCUGCUGUAACCACAGCUGCAUCCCCAACGCUGAGACAUCCUUCCCGGAUAACAACUUCCUCCUGCACCUCGUCGCCCUGGAGGAGAUCAAGCCAGGCGAGGAAAUCUGCAUUAGCUAUUUAGACUGCUGCCAGCGGGAGCGGAGCAGACACAGCCGCCACAAGAUACUCAGGGAACACUACCUGUUCACCUGCUCCUGCCCCAAGUGCCUGGCUCAAGCCGACGACGCCAACCUGACUUCGGAGGAGGAGGAGGAGCUGGAGGGCGAAGGAGAGACGGACGACGCGGAGCUGGAGGAUGAGAUGACGGACGUUUGAUCCUGGGCCUGGGGAUGGGGUUCGGCUUUGUACCGGAGACGGGACCGCGGGGAGGGACUGUGUCUGUGUCGGCCAGGGCUGGCGCGGCGGCAGGGAGAGAGCAUGUUAAGGUUUGGCUAGGUUGGGCAGUGGAGGAAGCGGGGAUCUUCCCUGCUCCUCACCAUCCUUCUGGGGGAGUGUGUCCGUGGUCCCGGGGUCCCCUCUCUCUAGGUAAUGGCUCCACUUGUCCCAACCACUCGGAUAUCCGCCCACACAGACAUCACCUUGGUCUUGUUUGUAUCUGAUCCUGCACACAGAGCAAUACGCCGGCGGGGAGGGGAGACGACGCAUGCAGGGAAAGUCCCCGGCUCGUCUGAGCACCGCGCACAAACCUUAACGCUACCCUUGUUCCUGACGCUGGGCGAACAACCAGCUACGUCGGGGCUUCCUCUGAUGUCAAUAUCUAAGUGAUCUGAGAACUUGGAGAGCGGAGACUGGGGGAUUUGGGCAUGUGACUUCCUUGGGGCUGUGGAGGGGGGAGAACAGAGGUUUUAACCUGGUGGAGACAGUGGCUCUGCAAAGAGGUUGUAGUCUCAUGGACUUGGCACGAGACUGGGAGCCAGGACUCCUGGGUUCUAGUCCCUGCUCUGUCGCUGACUUGUGGUGUGAGCAAGUCACUUACUCUGGGCUGCCUGGGGACCAAACAGAGGACGCUCGCCAUCCACAUCUGAUCUUCUCCCCAUGAGCAGUGAGGCUGGAGUGGGAGGAAGGUCACCCACCCGCUGUGUUGACCUGCUCUUUAGAGCCACCUUCCCCACCCCACUCUUAUCUCCUCACUCCAGUAAUGGGGCCAGGAGAGGGGGCACCCCACAUCCUGAUCUCCCACCCCACUCCCCCAUCAGUGAGAGGGUUGGGACAAACUCAGUGCCAAGCCAGAGUCUUUCCCCUGUCCAGAAGUGGGAUCCUAUUCCUGGCCUCGUUUCUUCCACCGCCUCCCCCAGUCCUCCUGCAGCUGGUGGGCCUUAGCCGUUCUGAUCAAGAUGCAGCAUGGCAUGCUGGGAGUGGUUGUCUCUUCAGUCCACCCCACCCAUUAAAGAGUAAGAGAGAUGCAGUCUUCUCCGUUGCCGAUGAGGCGUGAGCUGUGAGGCUCUGGUAUGUUGCCUAGCCCUGGGUGCUGCUAUGUCCCUCUACGAAGACUGAUUUUUCGCACUUUCCUUAGGACCUCUUGUGGAGCAGGGGGAGCCUGGGGUCUGUGACUGGAAAACAGUGGAGCACCUCGCUUCUUAAACCUGUCUGUGUCGACUGUCUUAGGGCCCACUUGACAUAAGCGGGGAGUCUUCCCGUUCCGAGUUUCACUGGGAAUUUGACAGGGUCGUUAGCUUUGAAAUAUGACUGUUGAACAUAUCUUAGCCUCGUGGCAGCACGUUUUGAGGGCUUUUAUAUUCUGUGCGCCUGGAGCUGGGAGACUGACCUAGAAACUUGGUGCCUGCAGAUCACAGGCCAAAUCCUACACUGGUGUAAAUCUGGAAUAGCUUCACUGUCUUCCUCCGAGUUACUCCAAGUUCACACUGGUGUCGCUGAGAUCAGCCCUUAAGCCCACACUGCACAAGCAGCUGUGCUUUGAUUUUUGGUCUUGCUUGAAACAAUACAGCAAUAGGUUUAUUUGACAAUGGUGCUAAUGCCUGCGGUGAUCGAAUUGCAGUGAAUUAAGGGAGUAGGCUGGUAUGGAGUAGACCGACUGUUAAACCGUGGCCUACAAGGGCUCCAGAACGUUGCUUGAGCAAAGCAGUCUUCCAAAAACCCAAAUGGUGCAAGGAUCUCGAACAAGAUCCUACCUCUGCAAGCAAAAUGUUACAUUUGAGAGCAAGGAAUUGUGGUUGAGCAAGGAAUUGUGGUUGAGCAAAGAACCGCUAAACAAAGUGAUCGGGCUAGAUGUGAAUUUAAGUGACAACAGUAUCAAGAUGAAAAUGAUUUGCAGAAAAGCCCUAUCUGUGUCUCAUGAGGUGUUUUUAAAAAAACAACCACCUAAAAAGGGAGAUUUAAAAA
Molecule: messenger RNA, 3336 nt
Organism: Chrysemys picta bellii (western painted turtle)
Lineage: Eukaryota; Metazoa; Chordata; Testudines; Emydidae
Gene: SMYD5
Product: SMYD family member 5
Biological process (GO): negative regulation of gene expression, epigenetic
Molecular function (GO): histone H4K20 methyltransferase activity; protein binding
Source: RefSeq, a predicted model, not a curated record